Tyto alba (common barn owl) is the source of this 7266-nucleotide messenger RNA. It is a transcript of the gene TMEM271, whose product is annotated as transmembrane protein 271. The coding region runs from base 997 to 2073 and encodes 358 amino acids. NCBI's taxonomy places the organism in Eukaryota, Metazoa, Chordata, Aves, Strigiformes, Tytonidae. The record is from RefSeq and is a predicted model, not a curated record. The transcript has a single exon.
UCCUACGGGAGGCCAUGCCGGCUGCUCCCCAAAGAGCCGCCGGGCCACCCUGUGCAGGACCCCCCUAACACCGCCUUCCGCCCUCUGGCGCUGCAGGGGGUCCCGGACGGGUGGUCUCGGCAGCGCGGCCGCGGGCAGUCGGCCCCAGAGACCCAGCACCCACGGAGCAGCCUGCCUGGACAAGCGCAGAGCAAUCCCACCGAGCUUCGCCGCCAGAGCGCAAAACAAAGCGGGGUACUGGGCACCGCCGCCCCUGCUGGCGCGGAGGGCUUCCGCCGGGCAGCGCGGCACGGUGGGGUCGGCCCGCUGCAUCACCGCUGCCGACACACUGCAACGCAGAGGGUUGCACGGCAGCCCGCUGGCCUCCUGCGAGAGGGAGCGCUAAAAAACAAGAGGGAGAGCGAGCGAGAGAGAGCGAGCACAGAGGCAAACGGCAGCCCUCCGCAACGGAGCCAGCGGGGGGGCGCAAAGCCCCGCCGCCCCCUGCCCUAUCUGCGCGUCCCUCGCCGUCCUGCCUGGCUGGAAGCCGGCCGGAGGACGGACUGCGACGCCGUUGCAUCCCCCCUGCCACUCGGGGGGAGGGCGGGGAGGUCGGCCUCGUCGCCCCCAGGCCGAGGCGGGAAGAACCGAGGGUCCCACUCGCCCCCCGCCAGCCGCGGCGGGCCGCACCCCUCCGUCCCCCCGCCCGCCGCGGCUUCCAUCCAUAAUUAAUCGCCUCCCCGCAGCCGCCGCGAUAAGAGAGGGCGGGCGGGGACGAGGAGGCGGCGGCGGCCGGGAGGCGGGGGGGGGAGCGUGUGCGUUCGCCGCGCCCGGCUCACUGCGGCCGGCGGCUGCCUCCCGUGCGGAGCGGAGCGGAGCCCAGCCGCUCCGUCGGGGAACGCCGCGCUCGCAUGGCCGCGCCGCGCCGCGCCGCCGCCGCCGCCGCGGGGCCAGGGAGUGCUGCGGGAGGAGGAUGAGGCGGGCGGCGGGGCGGCGGCGGCGGCGGCGGCGCGGAGGAUGAAGUGGAGCGUGCGGGGAGCCUGCGCCGCGCUCUCCAGCUGCCUCCUGCUCGCCUGCGCCCUCAGCGCCGCCGCCGUGGGCCUCAAGUGCUUCUCGCUCGGCUCCGAGCUCAAGGGCGAGCCCUUCCGCCUGGGCACAGCCGCCGGCGCCUUCUACUCGGGGCUGCUGCUGGCCGCCGGCCUCUCGCUGCUCGCCGCCGCGCUGCUCUGCUGUCGCCCGCCCGACGAGGCGCCUGCGGUGCCGGCUCCGGACCCGGACCCGGCCUCGGACCUGGCCCCGGCCGGGGACCCGGACCCGACGGGCGGUGGCCCUGGCGUGGGGGAGGCGGCGGCCGCACCGUCCGGGCCGGUGGAGAAGGCGCCGCCCGGGGGGCGGCAGAACUUCCUGCUGCUGGGGGUGCUGGUGUUCAUGCUGGGCGUGCUGAGCGCCUUCGCCGGCGCCGUCAUUGACGGCGACACCGUGUCGCUGGUGGAGAGGAAGUACUCGCACUACUGCCUACUGCAGCCCGGUGGGGCGGCCCGCCCGCGGAGCAGCCCCGCGGCCCCCGACGGCUCCGCCGCGGCGCUCCGCUGCCAGAAGCUGCGGGACUACCAGCAAGGCUUGGUGCUCUCCACCGUCUUCAACGCUCUGGAGUGCCUCCUGGGCCUGCUCAACCUACUGCUCGUCAAGAACUACAAGGCCUCGCAGCAGCGCGGGCGCCGGCGGCGCCGGCGGCGAGCGGCCCCGGCGGCGGCGGGCGGGCGGCGGCGGCGGCGGCGGGGCGGCGGCGGCGGCGGGCGGCGGGCGCCUCGCCACAGCCAGGGCUCCCUCUUCUCCGGCGGCGAGCCCGAGCUCAGCCCCGGGGAUUGCCCCUUCCAGGCCGUCUCGUACAUCAACGUGGGCGUCUUCCACGUCUUCGACGAGGCCGGCGUGGAGGUGCACUGUGGCGGGCAUCCCUCCGUCGAGCUGCCCGGCUACUCGCCCAUGGACCCCGAGCUCAACGCCUCCUACCCUUACUGCUACCCGCUGCCCAGCGAGCAGCCCCCCGCUUACGAGGAGAUCUACCCCGGGGAGACCUGUGCCCACGGCACCUAGUGCCGACCGCCGGCGGGACGCCCGGCUCCCGGCCCGGCAUCCGAUUCGCCGUGACAGCCGGGAGUGGGACCGGCGUCGGGACCGCGACCGGGACCAGGACCAGGAGCGGGCCCGCCAGCGCCUCGCAGCCGCGGGGCUUGGGGACAGCCCUCGCACCGGACCGCGGGCGGGGUGCCGCCGUGCUUUGGCUCUGCGGAAGCUUCUCCUCCCUUCCUGCUUUCCCCUUUCUUUUCCCCCUCCCCUCCCUGCCACCGACCCUUCGUCCGUCUGUCCGUCCUUCCGCCGGCGGCUGAAUUUUCCAAAGGCUGCGCAAGAAACGCCUAAGGGUUGGUUCCUCCCGCCGUCCUCUCCUUCGUAGCCAAGUUUAGUUCCCUUAAAGUGAUUCAUCUGUCUCCAGCUUUAGCAGUCCAGAGUUACCCAUUUAUGAUAACCAGCCAUUGUAAGGAAAAGGUGUCAUGAAGCUUCUUUACCUCUUAAAAGAGCUAAAUUUCUAAACAACGCAGAGACAUUUGUGUCACGUUUACUAGAGGUGUAUUGGGGAUCUUUAACGUUUACACUACUCCUUGGGAGAAUUGAGUUCUGUUUUAAGAUUUAGUGAGUUAAAACAUUUGUUGGUCUUGUAAGAUGCACAUUGAGAAAAACCUGCACUUUGAAAAAGAAACAGGAAAAAAAUCAACAAUGUUUUUGUACACUAACGUGCCUGCUUUUGUUGAUAACUUACUACUGUAAAAGCUUUCAGAAGUCUAUAGUGACAAUGUUUGGUAAAUUCACUGCAGUUUAAAAUUGAUGAUUAGUUCCUUUACUAAAACAACUGAGAUGUUGCUAGGAUAUGGCAGUUGAAAGGAAGUCCAAAUGUCAUACACAUUCCUUUUUGUAAACAGGUUCUGUGUUUUUAAUGCAAGGCAGGAUUUCUUUUUGUUUUACGCAGGUGAAGGGUUUAAUUCUAUUUUGUACAACUACAUGAUUUACCUUGUAAAGAGUUCCAUUUUACCUGUUACAAUUCAUCAAUCUGGUAAGCUUGAAUAUUAAAAGUUUUAUUUGAAAAAAAAAAUACAUAUAUAGAACAGCCUUAACUGGUGCAGUGGUCACAGUUUUAAAGAAAAAAAAAAAAGGAUAAAACAUCUUGGAAGACAUCUUCCAAAUGUGUUUUCAAAACAGUAUUUAUACUCCUAUUACAAAGCAAGAAUUUUCUUUGCUUUUAGAAGAAAGAGGCCACUUUAAUUCCUGAAGGGGGGGAAUAAUGGAAUUGUACACUGUUAACUCUUUCUGAACUUAGACGUAUUAAAAUGGUUUUCUACAGAGAAGAAAACUGCUAAAUCCUCGUUUUGGAUUCUGCUGUGGAAUGCCAGUACCAGAUAGUGUAAGAAAGUGCUAAUUAAAGAGAAGCAGGUAUGGCGUAUUUUAUUACAUCAUUCAAGAACAGGUAAAGGCUUAAUUUCAAGUUGCACAAAGAACCAAAAAACAACUCUUCAUAUUGCAUUUGGUUCAGUACCACACCCCCACACACCCCCCACCUCAGUUACAGCAUACUGAAAUUAAAUAUUACAAAAUGAGCUUUCUGUUAAUUCUGUGUUUGGAGCUGCUGCAUAAUGCCAGUGUAUCAGCUACCCAGAGAGAGAGAGUUAAGGGGAAUGCCAAAUGACAGUGUAUUUCUGUGGUCGAUGGAAAAUUAUUUUUAUAUUUUUAGCUGCAGAGAGACUGACGUAAUUUACAGCCUUAAAACUGGAAAGAGAAGAUUUUAGGCUAAAAAUAUUAAAAUCUCUCUGCAGUGUUUUGUUUUAUAAAGUGUUUUGACUUGCAUACUUUGUAUAAUCUAAAAUGCCUGAGAAGUCUUAAAAUUGCAAACUGAUGCAUGUGAAGCUCACAAUUAAAGCUCUAGAGACAACAGUUAAAAGCAGCAGUUGCCAAUUUGUCAAGUAGUUCUGAAUAGCAGAAAUUUAAAAUACAGCUUUGUUUGGCCAGCAGAUUUCCUUGUGCAGAAUGCCAGCCUAAAACAUAUAUCCUAGCUAAGUCCCAUUUUAGUACUGAAGAUUGGUUUUAUGCUGGCUCUCUGCAGAUGCACUUCCUUAACCCCUUAUGGGAAGUGACUGGGAAGUCCUGUAGUCUUUACCUAUAAUACUUAUUUAGGCACAAAACCAAUCCCAUAACAUACUGUAUUGUUCAUACAGCCAAGAUUUUGCAAAAUGAGUAACUGAAGCAAGGAGGCUAAAUCCUUAUGUAGGUCUCCAAUUAGAUGAGUUUAUGAGACAGCAUAGUACCCUGUACUGAAUUAAAUGGGAACUGCUAGGCUGCAGGUUGAUUUUGAAAAACAGUCCAGCUAGGUGCCUAAAUACAGAUGCAGAAAAGUAGUAAUAGUUGUUGGCUUUAAAAAAAUUGGCUAUAUACAUUGUAGUUCAUGGAAGUUUUAUCUUAGUUUUACUUAAGGAAUUAAUUUUUGACAUAAAAAUGUGGUAUUUUACUUAAGAUAACUAUUUUAGAAAUUAUGAACUAGACAGUUCUGAAACUCCAGAUGUUCCAAAGAUCAGUGCUCAGGGAAAUAAAUGGAAAGUCAAGAAAGCUACCUAUUAUACUCAAUUGUUUAAUUGUAAACAAUUUUAAACUAUGAACUUUUAAGAUUGUUAAAUUCAUAGCUUUUUUUUUUUUUUGUAUGUGUGCAUGCAUACACAUGUGUGGAAGUGUGCUUGUGUUUUAUUUAAGUCUGUUCAGAAAGCCCUUGACUUAGGAUAUUUAUUUGUGGCUCAGUUUUAGUUCCCAAAUUUCUACUUUUCUUCAUUUGUGCUUUUAUCCCCCGUAGUAAUUUAGUUUAGUGGUGGACAGAUUGCCAGAAUAAUGUCCAAGUUGGACUCCCACUGAAGCCAGUAGACAUCAUUUCAUUGACUUCAGUGGGUCUGGGCACAAAUGACAUGUAACACCUACUCUAAAUAAUCUUUAAAGUAAUAUUGAUCUUCUGGCAUGACAGGAUGCAGCAGUGGCAUAUUAUUUCUCAUUUAUUAUUUGUAUGGACAGCAGUAUUAAGGGAGGUCACCUAUGGUACUAUUCACAUUUUUUAAAAAAAACAGGAGAAAAAAAUUGGCAGACAAAUUGACCAAACAAGCCAUGUUUUCUUAAAGAUGGUAUACAAGUGUUUCAGGUAUCUGAUGACUAACUUUUCUGAUAAAACACCACACAUACUAAUUUCUCAGUGAGAAGAAACUUACAAAUACAGGAAACAAGAUGAAGCUUCACAAGCAUGAUUGCAGUACUGUGAAGCCAUUUUUAGCAAACCUAAAUCAUCACUCUUAUCUUCUGAGCAAUAAUGUUAGAGUGUAUAAACUGUACUGUGAUGAAAUUGAAAAUAGGCUGGUGUGGGAAGCAUUGGAGCGUAAGUUAAUUGCCUGAGACAACUCAUACUGUCCCUUUAUUUUCCAUUCCCUGUCACAUGAGUGUUGAGGCGAAUGCAAGCCUGAUCGAUUCAUGUCACUGGAGGAUGUUAACUGCAAGGCUUUUGACUGAAGCAGCAAAACCAGGUAGGAUGUAAGAGAAACUUCAUGUAUGUGCUAUCAAACCUCCAUUUUGCAUAGCCGAAGUAACAAGACUGCUUUUUGCCCCACAGCUCAUUUGAAUUUGCUCACAGCUUUACUUGCAUGUGUUCAAAGGGAGGAAGGAAUUAGACACAAUACUGCUGUUUUGGUCACAGUGGAGUACUGAAUUGGUAGCAGACUGCUCCCAGCUUUCUUGUCCCUUUUGCAGGUAAUAGCAGCUAGGCAAGGGGUGACAUGGUGGAAAAUCAAGUCUGCUGUCUUUGAUGGGAAAGGAUUUGCCUUCAUGUGGAAAAGAUAUAUUCUUACCAGCCUAUUAGCAAUUCACAUGAAUUACUUUCACACUCCAACAUCCUUGCUUAAAUCUGUUACUUAUACUUUGCAUUGUAAUUGACACACAGAAUAUAUGUGAAUCUAAAAACGGGGGAAAAAAUGAUGUCAGAGGGAAAUUGUAGUACAGAUUUUACUCAAAAGUUUGAUUUCACUGUAGGACUUCUUUGGUUCACCAAAAAGCGCUAUGGUGGCUGGUAUAACUUAGAUAUAUUUCAGACAUACUGUUUAAUCAUCAGAAGAGGUUUCUGAAUGUUCACAUGAGAACAGCAAUCUGUUUCUGCUUUUGGAUAUAGUAGAUAUGAAAACCUUUUCUUCAUUUUGCCAUUUAAUCCAAGAUUGAUCCUCAAGAAAAUGUCAGUAAUUGAUCUUGUAAUUUUAGGAUCAAUAAAAUACAUUUUAAAGCACAGCAUAUCCUAUUUAAAAAGCCUAAUGCUCUUCAUUUCCUAUUUUUCACUGUCUUAGACAACUGUCUAAUAGUACAAUUGAAGCUACAGAAUUAAUUACCACUUUCAUUACAAAAACAUGUUUCUCAGGGACUUGUACAAAUGGAAACCUGAUACAGAAUUCCAGGUUUUACCAUGAAGUCAAGUCUGUUUCCUGAAGUUAGAUAUUUCUGGGUUACAGGGUGUUCCAGUAUUUUAGAUAAAUUCCACUGGUAAAAAAUAACAUCUGUUCAUUUCAUAUGAUAGCACUUUUUAAGUUUGCUAAAGUUACCCCUCUUUAAGACAGUAUCAUAGGCUCGUAUUUCAAUUAAAAUGCGUAAGGGUGAGUACGAUUGAAUUCCUCAUGGUCACUGUCUGUUUUUUAAAUUUAUUAAUUAUCUCUCAGUACUUAAUGGAAUGUAACUAGUGCUUAGUAUAUGUUCCAGAAUCAGUAAUAACUGAUCUAAUAACAGUUCAGGAGAUAAAAAUGUUCUCUGGGAAGCCCACAGGCUAAUGUAGUGCUGUGAGAAAAUCUUCAAAUACAUGUUGCAACAAUUUGGUGUAUGGCAUGUCCUGCCCAAAAAAAGCAAGGGUGCAGGGGGUUUGUGUGCUCUUUCUAUUACAAUGUCGGUUCUGAAACCUUUUCCCUGUGUAACUUUCUAAGAGUGAAAUUCACAAAUUGGUGUUCUCAAAAUGUGUUUGAAAUAACUGCCUUGCUUUCCGCUGGCCAGCUGGCUAUGUACUUUCCACCCAGUGCGCAGGAACCUGGUGAAGUUCAUCUGAAGUGUGUGGGUACGUCACCCUGAUGUAAUCCUAGAUAAUCUGAGACCGAAGAUCAUAUAAUUCAAGAAGCCAUAAAACUCUCAUCAGAAGAGCAUAUUUUCCUUCACAGAGGAAUAAAAUCCUGAUGUUGUCUUUCA